Molecule: messenger RNA, 1533 nt
Organism: Vitis vinifera (wine grape)
Lineage: Eukaryota; Viridiplantae; Streptophyta; Magnoliopsida; Vitales; Vitaceae
Product: putative serine/threonine-protein kinase-like
Exons: 6
Coding region: 253-1452 (399 amino acids)
Biological process (GO): protein phosphorylation
Molecular function (GO): protein kinase activity; ATP binding
Source: RefSeq, a predicted model, not a curated record
AUUGGAAAGAAAUGAAAAUUCGUGAGAUGGGUUUUUUUUUUUUAAUAAAUAAAUAACAAAUGAGAUGGGAGACUGGUGGGUAACUCAGAACCUUCUCUGUGUACAGCAGCGCCUUUAUAUAUACGUCUGGAUUUCUACUGAAUGCUCCCUGUUUUCGAUCUUUAUCUUUUCCAUCACAUCAAUCAGCCAUGGAAAUUCAGAUUCUGAACCCAAAAUUUCAAGAAACCAAGCUCGAUUGAGGGUACUUUCAAUAUGAAGUUCUCUUUUUCUUUCUCAAAUUGCUUCUCCCCAUCAUCACCGCCUGAAGUUGAUCGAAGCAGCAGCAGCGGGCAAGAAACAGGAGGAAACACUAGUGAAAAAUUUCAAGUCUUCUCUUAUAAAGAAUUGAAAAUCGCCACAGAUAGCUUCCACCCAUCAAACAAGAUUGGUGAAGGAGGCUUUGGUUCUGUCUACAAGGGCCAGCUAAGAGAUGGGACCACAGUGGCUGUAAAGGUGCUUUCAGUUGAAAUUGAAUCGAUGCGAGGGGAGAGGGAGUUUGUCUCUGAGUUAUCCGCACUGACAGAUAUCAAGCAUGAAAAUCUGGUUACCCUUCAAGGAUGUUGCGUCGAGGGAGCUAGCAGAUUUUUGGUUUAUGAUUAUAUGGAGAACAAUAGCCUUGCACAAACCUUACUUGGUGCAAAGCAGAACAGGAUGGAAUUUGGUUGGGAAGCAAGGCGGGGCAUUUCACUGGGAGUAGGUCGGGGACUCGCCUAUCUCCAUGAGGAAGUUCAACCCCAUAUCAUACAUCGGGAUAUUAAGGCUGCCAAUAUACUUCUAGAUCAGAAUCUCGCCCCCAAAAUCUCAGAUUUUGGCUUAUCAAAGCUGUUUGUAGAUAGCAGAUCUCAUAUUAGUACUCGUGUUGCCGGGACAUUAGGCUAUCUUGCUCCAGAAUAUGCUCUUAGCGGGCGUUUGACAAGAAAAUCAGAUGUUUACAGUUUUGGAGUGCUCCUCCUUGAAAUUAUCAGUGGCCACUCAGUCGUGGAAUAUGACUUAGAACACGGCGAACAUUAUUUGGUCGAAAAGGCAUGGGAAAUGUACACGGAUAACAAACUUCUGCAGCUAGUCGACCCCACGCUAAAGGACUUCCCUGAAGAAGAAGCUAUUCAAUUCUUAAAGGUGGGCCUACUUUGUGUGCAAGAGAUCAGCGGCCUUCGCCCCCGAAUGUCAGCAGCCGUGAAGAUGUUGACUAAUGAGAUCAAUGUUAAUGAUGUUCAUAUAUCACAACCGGGACUUCUUUCAGAUCUCACCGCCGUUAAAAUAGGCCACAGGCGCUCUUUUCCAACCAUUUCCUCCAAGGCCUCCACCAGUACCAGCACGCAGAGCGCCAACACAAACCCAUCCUUGACUGGGAGCUCUGGUCCCCUUAACAUGGAUGCUGUAUUAUUUGAUGUUAAAUCUGAGUCUCAUAGAUAGUUUCUGCAGUUUCUUUGAACCAUGUCAUAGUGAAUUCCAUUCAUCAAUUAACAAACACGAAAAAUUAAAGGAGUAGCAAAA